AUGGACGAGAGCUCGCGGGCCACCGAGGCCGACGUCUACGCGGCAAACCUCGACUUCACCGUGCGAGAGCUGCAGCGCAAGGUGCGCGACCACCAAGCCGAGCUCGAAAAGAUACGCGCCGCGCAGACAGAAGCCCCCCUCUCAGCAGAGGACCAGGCCGCGGUUAUCAAGACGGCCCUGACGACCGUCAACACCGCCUCGGAGCCCUUCCUCCCGUUCGCCGGCUCCGUCCUGCCCGCGCUCCUCGCCCUCCGCCGCGCGCACACCACCAUCACCGAAUCGAGGGCCUACCUGGAGGCCCGCGCCGCCGAGGCGGACCGUGAACGCAAGCAGCUCGAGUCCGACCGCGCCAACCUCAAGGACCAGCACCUCCUCACGGACGCGCUCACGUCGCGGAUCGCAGCCCUGCGGCAGGAACUCGCCGCCAAGACGGAGAUGAGGCCCGAGGACAGCGCCCGCGAAAAGAUGGACGAGCUGCGCGCCAGGACCAAGACGUACGACCGGGAGCGGAAACAGCUGAUGAGGGCGCUGCUGGACUUUAUCGACAACCAGCUCGCUCCCAUGCUGGCGGCCGAGGAGCUGGGCGGCCCCGUGGUCGGGGACAUUACAGAGGUCGACCCGGACGAGUUGGCGGCCGGGUUCAACGCCCAGGGGAAGCCGAAGAGGCCCAAGGCCGGGGAGGGGGACAAGCGACAGAGGAGGAUAGACGAGAUUUGGGGAGCGGCGGCGGGGAGGACCAGUGGCGGCGGCGGCGGUCGCGGCAGAGUGGACGGGGAGGAGGAGAUCCAGGCGGCGGGGAGGGAGAUGCGCGAGUUGACCGAGGAGUUGUCCAACAGGUUGGUCCAGGCAAAGGGGGAUAAUUCCGCCUCGUACGUGGUGCUGGAACGGGAGUCGGCCGCGGCGAGGUUCUUGGUCAGGAGCAAGGUUGCGCAGUUCCAUCCCAAGGACGCCAACAGGCUGCGGCUGAUUGAUUUUGGGAGAGACUUGGAAAACUAA
Molecule: messenger RNA, 996 nt
Organism: Metarhizium album ARSEF 1941
Lineage: Eukaryota; Fungi; Ascomycota; Sordariomycetes; Hypocreales; Clavicipitaceae
Exons: 2
Coding region: 1-996 (331 amino acids)
Biological process (GO): kinetochore assembly; mitotic sister chromatid segregation
Cellular component (GO): nucleus
Source: RefSeq, a predicted model, not a curated record